AUGGCGAAAAGCGGCCGCUGGUACCGCGUCCGAUUGGACGUCGUCUCAGCAUGCUUCGAGAGUCGUGAGCACGGGCAAAAGAUCAACGGUGGAGAUCACGCAGUGCAGCUGGAAGCAGCGCAAUCUGAAGCUAUUUCACUGUUGCUACCGUACCAGCAGCCACUCUUCUUCCACUGCACCUGUACGAGUGUGUUUCGUUUCGUACAGCAGGCCGGCGAUCGGUCCGACAUGGCCGGCGAGGAGGCGUCCGGCGGCGCCGGGCUGAUGGAGCCGGCGCCGGCGCCGGCGCGGGCGCUGAUGCCCGUGACGGCGAGGAAGCCGCGCGGGCGGCCGCUGGGGUCCAAGAACAAGCCGAAGCCACCGGUGGUGGUGACGCGGGAGAGCGAUGCGGCGAUGCGGCCCGUGGUGCUGGAGCUGGCGGCGGGGUGCGACGUGGUGUCCGCGGUGGCGGCGUUCGCGCGCCGCCGCCGCGUGGGCGUGUCCGUGCUCUGCGGGCGCGGCGCCGUCGCCGCCGUCACGCUGCGCCUUGCGGCGGCGGAGGAUACCGCCUCCGCGGUGACGCUGCACGGGCGGUUCGAGGUGCUGGCGCUCUCCGGGACCGUGCUGCCGUCGUAUUCGCCGUCGUUGGCGCCGGCGUUCUCGGUGUCGCUGGCAGGCCUGGGCGGGCAGGUGAUCGGCGGGACCCUGGCCGGGGAGAUGACCGCGGCGGACGGGGUGGUCGUGGUGGCCGCCGUGUUCAGGACCGCCGAAGUGCACCGGCUGCCCGCUGCUGGCGCAGAGGAUGGGGACGGCGACGGUGGUAGGGAGGAGGGGAGGCAGCUGCAGGUGGCGGCCAGCGGCGCCGAUGCUGCGGGACUGGGUGGCUACGGCGGCGGCGGCCACGUGGGCCAGCACGCGGAGCAGCUGCCUGAGAUGGGUCUGUGGGGCCAGCAGCCGACGCCCACUCGCGGACCGGUCCAUCCUCUGCAAAACCGCUUCUAG
Molecule: messenger RNA, 981 nt
Organism: Sorghum bicolor (sorghum)
Lineage: Eukaryota; Viridiplantae; Streptophyta; Magnoliopsida; Poales; Poaceae
Product: AT-hook motif nuclear-localized protein 17
Exons: 2
Coding region: 1-981 (326 amino acids)
Cellular component (GO): nucleus
Molecular function (GO): DNA-binding transcription factor activity; minor groove of adenine-thymine-rich DNA binding
Source: RefSeq, a predicted model, not a curated record